Molecule: messenger RNA, 402 nt
Organism: Acanthoscelides obtectus
Lineage: Eukaryota; Metazoa; Arthropoda; Insecta; Coleoptera; Chrysomelidae
Source: the annotation of a GenBank genome assembly
AUGGAGAACAUGAUGCAGGGCAAUAAGAUCAGACGAGUUGCAGCUACUCGCAUGAAUGAGAGGUCAUCUCGAUCACACACGAUUUUCCGGAUUAUUCUGGAGUCGAAAGAUGCCAAUCAGAAAGAUGGACCUGUACAUAUAAGCUACCUUAACUUAAUGGACUUAGCUGGUUCUGAGAGAGUUUCUCUGACGAAAGCUGCUGGUGAGCGUCUUAAAGAGGGGGCUAACAUAAACAAAUCUUUGUCAGUAUUAGGAAAUGUGAUAAGGCAACUAAGCGAGGGGAAGGAGUUUAUCAGUUAUCGCGAUUCGAAAUUGACUAGACUGCUCUCACAGGCUCUUGGCGGUAAUGCCAAAUCAUUGAUUAUCGGGAAUGUUACUUUAGCUGCUGCAGGAGGAGACUAG